Molecule: messenger RNA, 2562 nt
Organism: Callorhinchus milii (elephant shark)
Lineage: Eukaryota; Metazoa; Chordata; Chondrichthyes; Chimaeriformes; Callorhinchidae
Product: endonuclease/exonuclease/phosphatase family domain-containing protein 1-like
Exons: 8
Coding region: 262-1827 (521 amino acids)
Cellular component (GO): plasma membrane
Source: RefSeq, a predicted model, not a curated record
AGAGGAUUGAUUGUGUCUCACAAGCCACUGUGCCUGAGCUACCAGUGGUGUGCACUGUACACACAGUGUACGUAAUGCAACUCCUCCAACAAGUGGCUGGAAUCGAAUCAUUCGCCGAGGAGGACGGGACACACUGCUGACUCGGAACAAACUCUGAUCAGAUACCUGGAGCUAAGUUUGAACAUAAGAAAUAGGAGCAGGAGUUGGCCAUUCGGUUUUGUUGACCAAACUCGUGAUCUCUUGAACAGAGAGUGGAACAACAUGGGCGAUGCACUGAGCUGCCACCAGGGGGAGAAGGACACAAACAGGCGGCAGCCGAACAGAGAGGGAAAGGAUCACAAGAGACAUCUCAGCGCCGUUUGCAAUUUCUCCGAGGUUUUGGUAAGAGACAGCCGGAUCAACAUCAACACCGCCCGUGAGGAGGAGCUGAUGACGCUGCCGGGCAUCACCCGCUUCCUGGCCCACAACAUCGUGGUUUACCGGGAGAAGAUCGGUGGCUUCCGCAAGGUGGAGGACGCAGCUUUGGUGACUGGGGUCGGGGCCACCAAACUGCAGCUCAUCAAGUCUGAGAUCUGCGUGACCCGAGGGGACUCCUCAAAGGCCGCCCGCAAUCUCUCCAGCUUCGAUCUGGUCUCCUCCACCAAACUCAACAUCAACGUUGCCUCCGAGACACAGCUCACUGCCGUACAGGGGGUCUCAGAGAACCUGGCGAAUGAUAUAGUUCUUUACCGAACCGCCAACGGACCCUUCGCCCACGUGGACCACUUGCUUCGGGUGCCCGGGGUGGAUGUGGCUUUAUUGAAUGUCAUCCAAGGCAAACUCACUGUCUCCCUCCCCAGGCCCGCCUCUUCCAACUUAUGCCUUGGGGGAGAAUCCAGGUCCAAUUUGAGAUUGUCCUUCUACAGCCUCCAGCACCUGAACCUGGAAGGACAGAGCCAGACCUCGUUGGUCCGCCCGCUGCUGAAGCCCUUCACUGGCCAGCACAAUGGAAGGCCAGUUGUCCGCAUCGGCAGCUGGAACCUUCAGAACCUGACCUUGGAUAAAGUCAACAACCCAGGAGUGCGAGAGGUCAUCUGUCUGACCUUGCUUGAAAACGGGAUUAAGCUGUUGGCAAUACAGGAGGUGCUGCAUGAAGAUGCUUUAGACAAGAUCUGUCUGGAGCUCGAGAAACCCACCAUCGCUACAGUCCAGGAGUGGACAGGAGACCGGGGACGCUGGAAGUAUGUGGUGCUGGACACCCCAAUGGGAGAACCCAAAGAGGAAGUGGAGCGUGUGGGCUUUCUGUGGGACAGUAGCUUUGGGGUAGAGCUGGACAGAGCAAUCAGCUUAGAGAAGCUGCUGGAACCCACCAACGGACACCGGCUACACAGCCCGGCUCUGCUGGGUCGCUUCAAGAUCGCCGAGCUCCCAAUCAGCCUCAUCAACGUGCAUCUGAAGACCAAGCAGGACUCUGGGACGGCCUCGGGUGACCCACGCAAGCCCUUGGGAAUCGAGACGCUCAGGCUUCACCUCAAAGACAACAAGCACCUUGUCAUCUUGGGCCACUUUGGGCUGCAGCCUGAUGCCCGUGAGUUUGACGUACUGAGAGAAAACCACUUCCACCACUGCAUCCCAGAGGACAUAUUCACCAACAUCAGCACCAAAGCCGAGGUGGGCGGAGCCUCGCAAGACAACAUCUGGUGGAAUGAGCAGGCGCAGGGCACGCAUACAGGGAGGAGCGGAGUGAUUCGGCAGGGUCUCAGUAGUCCCUGGAUACCAGAUGGUUGGAAGUGGGGAGGGGUUGUAUCUGAGCACUGCCCGGUGUGGACUGAGAUCUUUAUUGAUUAGAGAUUAAAACACAUGAAGACCUCCCUCUGCACUGAGAACCUGAGGACAGGACAAAUGGGCCUGAGGAACCCUGGCUCGGCAUCGCUGUCACAACCAGGAGCUUGCCAGCUGUUUAGCCCAUGUACAAGCCAACCUGGUGAGGAGCACAGGCACGGUGAGAGGACCUUCAUUAACUUCCUUUAAUCCGGUUGCCCUGUAGGGCAAGCAAGAGUUCCAAAUCAUUUGCAGGGAGACAGAUGUUGAGUUUUGAGUUUCUCUGAUGUUUGGCAGAGUUAAUGACCAGACAUGAUGUAGUACUGUGUGUGCCAAUGGGAGGCUGGAAUGUGAAGAAAGACAACCCUGAGUUGCAGAAGAUGUGAAUUUCUCUCGCUGCCUGGAUGGAGUGUAGAAUGGAUACAGCAUCUGUCAGCACCAACAUACAUCACCACAUCCUGAUGCUAAAGAGAGCUGAGCAGAUGCUAAUUCCACGCAGAGACACAUCCAAAGCUCCAGGUGGAGGUUGCGAUGGCCCACAACACUGAAACAGGAAACCAAGAAAAAUCCUUCAAAUCUCAGGAGCAAUGUUGGAUGUAAUAUUAUCCCGGAUGAUAUUUCUACACAGUCAAAAUUUCUCUGGAUUUCAAAAUAGGGUCAACUUGUCCUUCACGUAGGAUCACGUCUCGGAGCACUAUACAUUGGUCCAACCUCCCUGAGCAAGGGAGAAAGGGAGGGGGAGGUGACCACAGGCACAUUGGA